Acanthamoeba castellanii str. Neff is the source of this 3372-nucleotide messenger RNA. Its product is annotated as DNA polymerase I, putative. The record is from RefSeq and is a predicted model, not a curated record. The transcript is spliced from 19 exons. The coding region runs from base 1 to 3372 and encodes 1123 amino acids. NCBI's taxonomy places the organism in Eukaryota, Discosea, Longamoebia, Acanthamoebidae. Gene Ontology annotation, biological process: DNA-templated DNA replication; double-strand break repair. Gene Ontology annotation, molecular function: DNA binding; DNA-directed DNA polymerase activity.
AUGAAUCAAUCACAAGCAGGAGGGGGCAGCCCUAAAAAAGAGGAACCACACGAAGACGAAGAGCCGAGCUCCCUGCCCGCAACGACGCCCCAGUCAUCAGGCCACCCCAUCCUCUACGUAGAAGACGAGGAGAAGGAGGUCGUCGAGGUCGAGAUCGGCGAGGAGGAGGAGAUCCCGCUUGUGGCCAGGAGGGGCGUACAGCCGGCCCCGCCACCAGCCGCCGCCGUCGCAGCGCCGUCGUCGUCACAAGUGGUCCCGUCCACUGCACCUUCUGUGCUGGGCAAGCGGAAGGAGCACCCUCCCCUCGUCACGCCCGAGCCUUCACAGUCCCUUCCUCCGACUCCCGCUCCAGAAACCGCGCCUCGGCCGGUGCAUUUUACAACGACUCUGCAGCUGGCCACCACCACGGAGACAACCGAAGUCGAGUCCACGCCUGCGGAGGAGGCGCAGCGCCAGCGUUUACUUCGGGACGUCGACUACACCACGCGGCAUGGGGCGCCAGAGGGUGCCAUCAACCUGUGUGACCUCGGUACGGCUCGCUUCUACCAGGAAGCCGCCCAGCUAUUGAAGUCCGGCAAGGCGGUAGCGUGGGCUCUCAUGUUCAUGGAUGGAUCCACCUCGUUCAGAGUGGCCAAAAAGAGCUCCCGAAAGACAAAACACGCCGAAGUGGCCGAAGAGGCCAGCGAGCCGCAGGACGAGGAAACGCCGCUCGGUAUCGGCUUUGCGCUGGAUGACAAGUUCUAUUUCCUUCCCUUGCAGGAGAAGCAAGGCACACGUGUCAUGAUGUCGCAUCGAUGGGGUUUUCUCAGCGAGUUCUUGGCACUCGGCUCGCCCAAGGUGGGACACAACACGCAGCAGAUACUGCGCAUCCUCUACUCUUUGCAUCCUCCGCUGCAAGAGGUGGACUGUAAAAACUUCGUAGACACCAGAAUCGGCGGCUGGGUCCUGCGACCAGCCAACAAUCGGGCCGACCCGUUCACCUACGACGCUCUGCUGCAGCAGUACCUGGACGUCUUCGACAACGCCGGCGAUGCGCAGGAGCCGAAAUCCGUCUUCUCCCGCGACCUCAGCCUGCUGUUGCCUCUGGCCGAGAAGAUCCUCGGCCUGAUCACGGAACAAGGGAUGCUGGAUGUGUUCGAGGGCCAGGAGUCGCACCUGCCGCCGAUACUGGCCGCCAUGGAGAACGCCGGCAUUUCGGUCGACCUGGACAAACUGACCGCCUACCGAGCCGAGCUUCAGCAGCGCAUCGCCCUCCUGGAACAGAGCACGUUUGUAGUUGUGGGCCUUAGCGUUCCUCGCGACAGGGCCGAGGAAUGGGCCGGCAAGAAAUUCCUGCUGUCAUCGCCAAAGCAGGUGGCCGACGUGCUCUACAACCAGCUGAAACUCGCUCCGCCCUCCACGCCGGGUCAGGGCAAGGGCGUCUCCCAGUCCCCGAAGAAGCACCCAACUACAUCCGAGGAAGCCCUCUUGGCCCUCCAGGAGAAGCACGCACUGCCCGGCAUCAUUCUCGAGCAUCGGCACCUUAACAAGCUGCUUCGGUCCUACAUCGACCCUUUCGUCGUCCACGCCAACAAGCGAAAUGAAACGGCGAGCGGCAUUCCUCGGGUCUGUGGUCGAUGGGAGCAAGUGACGGCGACAGGCCGGCUUGCUUCGCACGACCCCAACCUGCAAAACCUGCCGCGACCCGAGUCCCUUGAGUUCUUCCUCGACGGCGUGGAGUGCAUCAUUCCCCUAAACCUGCGUGACAGCUUCGUGGCGCAACCGGGCAUGGUGUUCGUGUCGGCGGACUACUCCCAGCUUGAGAUGCGGCUGCUGGCGCACAUCAGCCAGGAGGCGGCUCUGCUCCAGUUCUUCAGCGACGGCCACGACUUCUUCAAGCUCGUCGGCAGUCGCCUGUGGGGCAAGCCCAGCGCCCAGGUCAACGAAAAAGAGAGGGAGUUGGCCAAGCGCGUGUGCUACGGGGUCAUGUACGGCGCAGGUGCUGCGUCGCUGGCCACGGAUCUCAAGGUCUCACCGGCCAAGGCCAGGGUCUUCGUGGAGCGGUUCCUGGCCCAGUUCCCGGCCGUCAACCGAUGGAUCAGCGACACCAAGAGGCAGGCCCACAAAGAUUGCCCCCUCCCACUCGACGUGUUCUGCGCGCGCGCUGACAUGUCCCCGCGCCAUGCCAGCGAGGGGUACGUGCGCACGCUCUUCGGCCGGCGGAGGCUACUACCGGACAUCCACUCCACUUCCAAGGAGAUAUGCGCUGCCGCUGAGCGACAGGCCGUGAAUACGAUCAUACAGGGGACGGCCAGUGACCUCGUCAAGCAGGCGAUGCUCGCCGUCGAUGUCCAUCUCCGAGCCCAGAAGAUGAAGUCUCGACUCGUCCUCCAGGUGCACGACGAGCUCAUCUACGAGACCCCCGUCGACGAAAUCGAGGCAAUGGCGGUCCUGGUGCAGCGGUGUAUGGAGGAGGCUGCUAAGCUGGACCUUCCGCUGCCGGUCUCGGUCCAGGUCGGCGAGCGCAUCGGAUCGCUGCAUCCCUACCCUCCCGGCGGCGCCGAACCGUGGUCGAUCCCGCAGACGACGAGCACGCAGAAAGUGCCGACGACGGCGGAAAGCGACGCAGGCGUGACGGAGGCGAGCGACGCACCGCUUCCUAGCGACCGCGAGGAGAUGGCUCCGGCGCCGGCUCCAGCCCCGCGGGAGUUGAAGAUUCCGGUGUCGGCCUCCCAGCCAGCACCCCUUCGAAGCCCUACGCCGGUGCACAACGUCCGCCCAGCUGCCCCGAUGCGCGCACCAGAAGUCUCAGGCUCAGCCCCGGUAAUGCGACCGCCGGCGUCCCAACCACCACUCCCCGGCUCCGCACCGUCUACCGUAUCGAACCCGCCGCCCCGCUUCGGCAGCGGCUCUUCGCAGCCCGCGGCGCCCACCGCGUCUGCUCCCGCGCCUCCGCCCGCGCGUUCGGGCAUGCCGCCGGCCUCGUCUGCCCCGCCUCGCGGACCGCCGAUGAUGACCUACUCCGCCUCGCCGGCCACGGCCCCGCCGCGCCCGGCUGCCCUUACCCCCGCCUCGCCGGCGUCGUCGGCCUCGCCCCACCUGCUGACCCCGCUGCUGACCGCUGCAGUCAAGCGGGAGGACGAGGAGUCGUCGCUCAACGAGGACUCGUUCUCGAUGGAGGAGCCGCCGGUCGAGGAAGAGGAGGAGGAGGGCGGCGACUACCUGGGCGUCACCGGCCAGGUGCUCGAGGCCGGCGAUGUCGAGUACCCGCACGACGAUGUCGUGAGCCAGGGGCCGGACGAGGUGCCCGACGAGGACUUCUCCAUGCCCGAGGAGGACGUCGAGCUCGACGGCAUGGACCACGACCUAUACGCGGACCACACCCUCUCGUGA